Messenger RNA from Cherax quadricarinatus, 7934 nucleotides. RefSeq names its product Rab3 GTPase activating protein (gene Rab3-GAP). The record is from RefSeq and is a predicted model, not a curated record. NCBI's taxonomy places the organism in Eukaryota, Metazoa, Arthropoda, Malacostraca, Decapoda, Parastacidae. Gene Ontology annotation, biological process: regulation of GTPase activity.
GGGUCACGUGAUGACAACAAAGCUGGAGUGUCAGCUGUUCUGCUCUCACACUGAUGUAGGCCUGUGUAGGCCUAGUGUUUCCACCCUUGACUGUAAGAGGACUAGUUUGUCAUUAAAGGAAGCCAGGGAGAGGUUAUACUGGUGGAACUGAAGCACGUUUGAAAUGUCGUGCCUCUUGGAACAAAUAGCAGCUGUUGGUAACACCCCAGAGCUUGUUCAGUUCCUGUGUCCUCACCUGAUCAGUGGAAGUAGAGCCUCUCUCCAGGGAAGUCUAAACUUGACACAGAAUCCAGAUAGUGAAUGGAAUGAUGAAUGGGGUGAAUGGGAUGACUUUGAGAGAAGUGGAGGACUCUCUGGUACUGGAAGCAGCAGCGAUGUACGGCCAAAAUCUUCCUCUUCCCCACAACCAGAAACUUCUUGGCUGUCAGAGUGUAUUAUUGCAGCUUCUCCCACAUUAGAUUUUAUGGCUGUUUCUUACAAAAGCCGCAUGGUAAUAUUGUCUUGUCGCUGGGAAAGUUCAGCUGAAGAAGAAGAAGAAAGAAUGAAGUUAGUAAUUACUUGGCGUGGUACACUUGGAUUUGGUGCAAGUGAUGAAAUAAGUGCAUUGCUUUGUUUGCCACUGAUCUCCCAGAAGCAGAGCAGCACUGGAGGCCCAGACUGGACUUGCAUUAUUGUUGGCUUCACUUCAGGAAAUGUUGCUAUGUAUACCGAGAAUGGUUUGGUAUUGUUGUCUCAACUUUUUGAGGAAGAAGCAGUUCUGAGCCUCACAUGCCGCACACUGUAUAGCGGGUGCAACGGUUUAUUAGCGCCCGACCUGACUGAGGAGCUGGUCAUUCUUUAUCCACGUUCAGUCACCACCAUUGAUGGGUUCUCUCUCUUUCAAACCCUGCGGGGUUGUAGAAACCAAGUUGCUAAAGCAGCAGCCAGUGGUGGGGAAAACGUGAGUGUUCCACCACUAGGGUAUAAGAAGUGGGGUCUUGUGGAUCAGAGUAUGGUCAAGGACUGUGCUGCUCCUGGUAUGUCUCCGCCCUUUCUCUAUGACCAUUUGGUCCAGACUUCUCUUGCGAAAGGAUUCAACCAUGCUUGUGCAUCAGGUGUGCCGGCCACGUCACUCCUCCUCACAGUUGGUCGUGUACCUUUUGUUGGCUUUCUGACUGCUCAGGAGGGGUCGGCACCACCCUUUGUAGCAGAUGUAGCACGCCUGUAUGCCAGUAAACUUAAGGACGCACUGGUCUCUGCUGCCAGUGGAUGGCUGUUUGGAAGAAGUAGAAGUAAAGAGGUUGAUCCAUCUAAAGUGAAGCCUAAGAUUGAACCUGCCACUCCUCUACCCUACAGGUGGUCUAUACCAGAUACAACACGAGUGGGUGUGUCGGUGAUCCUGUCUCCUGGAAGAAGAUUAGCUGCUGUAACCGAUGAUUUUGGACGUGUGACUUUAAUAGAUAUACACAGAGGAGUUGCUGUGCGCAUGUGGAAAGGUUAUCGGGAUGCUAACUGUGGAUGGCUUGAGGUGGAGGGAGAAUGGGGUGGAACCAAAAGACGCGUAGCCUUCUUGCUGAUCUAUGCCCCUCGACGGGGUCUAUUGGAGGUUUGGACACCUCAGCAGGGACCAAGAGUAGCAGCAUUUAAUGUUCCUAAACAAUCGAGACUUUUGUACACUCCCCAUACCCUAUUAGGGGUGAACACUGUUCGAAGAGUGUGCUGUAAAGUGUUUCCGGUGGUUUUCAUCAAUCCAGAUGGGUUGAUAAGCGAGGUUACUAUUCCAUUCCACUUGGCAUUAGGUGGGAAAACUAGUAAACGUGCUCGAGAUCUUCACCUUGUAAAGACUCUCAAGUCCCACCUAAGGAGUGGAAAUGAAGAAGAAGUCUUGACCACCAUGACGGAGAUCAAGACCGCAGGAGUGCGUAAACUGGCUGUGACAACGCUCAUCAUGUCUCAGCAUCUCACUGUACUGUUGUUACAAGGACUGCUUCAUCAUUUUCUCCCUCUCUAUGGUGUAAUGGAGACAGAAAAUGGGGAGGGGACUCAAAAUUUGGAUCAUGAGAGUUUGUUGCUUGGCCAGCAGUUGCUUCGCCUCAAGCAGUUGCUGAACUUGUACACCGUGCUAGUGCAGUUGCACACUGUCCGGGAAGCUUCACCAGAUCCUGAUGACCAAGCUUUAGUCACGGAAUUAGCCAAGCUCCUAUUGUUGACUCCACAUGAAACUGAAGAGGUAGUAGCAGGGUGUGAACGUAAUGGCUACUCAAAGCGUCUUAGUACUAGAAAGGUGAAAUUCUCGGAGUGUGCGCAAAAUCUAACCAUCGGUUCAUUUAUACGCUGUUGGGACGUGUCUGUGGGUACGCUGGUGAAGAAUGGCAGUUCCUCGGUGCUUCCAGUUGAAUUAAAAGAAGACUUGCCCUCGGAGAAGAAGCUAAGGCUUGGUGAAUUCCUGUAUAGAUGGUCAUGGCAUGGCGAGAGUGUGAAAUUGUUCAGCAAGACUGUGGAGGCCAGUGGUGCAAACUUGGAGUCAUUGCUUCACUUGGCUCUCAUACAUUGGUCCCUCAGUCCUCAACCAGAUACAGUGGCUGUACUCCAUUUUGGAACCAUUAUACAUGUACUCUCUGCAUUAGCAGGUGAUAAAGUUCUCUGUGAUAUUGCUGAACAGAGUAAGUGGUGGAAUGCAGUGAGGGACAAGUUGGUAGCAUCCACACAACCCUACCACGCAUUCAUGGCUGCACUUCUUUGUAGAGGCACCCAUGCCAACCUUGAAACACACUCGCAUCAGCCUGAAAAGAACGAAGGAACUGAGCCAAGCAAGAUGGAUGUUGACCAAGCUGCCGAAGUCUCAUAUCCUUCAUUGAAUGACUGGGAAAGUUUGUCUAUGGAGAUGGCAGAGUGGAAUUUAGUGCUGUGGCAGCUGGAAUGUCUAAUGCCACUGAGUCAACUCCUGUCACUCUUGCCACCAAAUGGCUCAGAAAGAAGACUAAAACUUGAAGUCUCUGUCAAAGCUUUGCUUGAUAAGGGUAAAGGUUAUGUUGCAGAGCUGGUUGCAAACUGGUUUAUAGGUUCUGGUUUGCCUUUAACUACCAUUGAGAAGCUUCUCGUGCAACAAGAUGUGUUCAGAAAAUCCAAGGAAAGGGAGGAUAUGGAAGUUGAGAGUGUUGUUGACAAAGUGGCUGAUGAUAAUCUGAAGUAUUCCCCAGAUUCUGCAGAAGUUACAGAGGAACUCAGGGCAGAUGUUGAGACCUGUGAAGAAAUUGAUGAACUGCUGAAAAGAGUUGGUGAAAAAUUUCCACACUCAGUAGCAGGUGAUUCUAUAUUUACAAACAUGGCUUGGGAACUAGCAGCAGCCUGGCACAAGACUCCUGAUGACACCAGUAUGCUCUCCAAGGCUUUGACUCACAUUACGAGAAUAAAGAAUUCUCACAUCAGACAUGGAGUGUCUUUAAUGAUAUGGGAGACAUGGGUGAGCCAGUGCGUGCAAGCUGCAUCGAGUCUUAUGGAAAAGGUGGGUCGGUUACCAAAAGACAGACUGUGCCGACGCGACUUGGGCCUUGGAGAACACAGCUUAGCACCCAUGUUUCAUAUUGCCUUAGGAAUACUAGAGCAAAUAAUGAAUGCAAAUGUAGUGUGCGAGGUUGAGAAGCCACUGGUACUAUCAGCUGACAGAUUUUGGAUGGGUCAAGUGGGUUCCCCAGCAUUAGUGGAGGUGACUAUCAUGCAGAAGAUGACUUGUUACGACCUGGUUUACCUGCAUUACCAGUUGUUGUCUGUUCUCUACCUCAUAUCCCAGCACAACCUGAAAGGUUUCAGACCUCUGACAUGUUUUGAUGGCAAGGGCCGUAGUGUUUUGUUCAAUUCUUUGACAACGAGCUGGACCAUAGGAGGUUACACUGAUGCCACCAUAGCCAAAGCACGUUUGGCUCUCCUGUGUCGAGUGAUUACUGCCACAGUUACUUCUCUCCCAGACACUGCAGGUUCUGGCCAGGGUACUUCACCAAGCAUCAGACAAGCAAUAGAUCUGGGUAGGGCAUGGGGAAUAUCUCUUGAUGUCUUACAUCGUCACCACAUCUGCGAGCUCUAUACAUCGGGCUUUGAUAGCAUGGCCGAGGAAGUGGUGCCAGUGGUCAAUGAUGGACCAUUGUUGGGGUCACAGUUAGUGUUGAUUGCAGGACAAAGGCUCCACUAUUUCCUUGUGAACUCCUCGUAUACUGCGCAUCAUUUAGCAUUGAUGUCACCUACUAUUACUGAAUGGGUCAAAUCCUGUGAUUCCGGGAGUCUACGUUGUCCGGCUGUGCCACUAGAGAAAACAUUGAACCUACUGACACGUGCUCUCAACCUUCUCCCAGACACCACUCAAGAGUUUAAACUGGCUACUGCACUCUAUGAUACUUUAGCAGCAUUUAUAGAAGAUCAGAAUUCUUCCACGUAGUCUUUGGAUUUUUGCGUAUCUUUAAAUGGAACUCUGUGAUAAAAAUAUGGAGGUCACGAAGUUAACGAGGCAGGAGUGUUGUGUGAAAUACUACUUGCGAGGUGGUACUUCUUGUGACACACGAGAUCUCCAGUAGCAUAGGAUAGUUUUGCAGAUGUGUUGCCUAUUUUACAAGGUUAAUUUUUUUAUUGCAUUCACUGAGGACUUGAAACCAUGGAAGACAGUGUAGCUGUUCAGCUUCUAUAAUUUUUGCUGCCUAUGGGUUACAAGAAUUUUUUUUAAAUGUUAUAUGUUAUUUCCUUUUAUACUGGUUCUUAAGGGCUUUCAUGGAGAUUACAAAUCAAAACAUUAUAAACUUUUAACAUAAAAAGGGUAAACAAAAGUAUGAAAAAAAUCAAAUGUCAGAAUUCUAAAGAAAAAAAUUCCCUUCAAAGGGCAUAGAUAAAUCUGCUGUAUAGUGCUGUAUAGCCCUUGUGGCUUAGCGCUUCUUUUUGAUUAUAAUAAUAAUAAUGAUGUAUGUAGUUUCUGGAUUCAUUGCCAGAGAUCUAAUUUAUGAUAAUGCCUAUAUCACUUAUUAAGAAAUCUUUGUCGAAAAGCAUUUAUUGGUCCAUUUUGAAGGGUUAACACCCAGUUCUUGUUGGUUUCCACAUCAUGCAUUUCCAUUAAAAACCACUUGUCUCUACUCAUUCCUGUCUUAAAACAUACACAAGCCUGCUGGAUGCUCAAGCCCCUGACACUGAAAAAACUGUACCCUUCUUCCACCCAUUCUUGGGGUGACAUACCUUAACCCCUAGAUUUAUUCAUGCUCUGUCAUUUUUAUCUCCUUAUCCACUAGAUUCCCAAACCACCUCAAUAAUCCCUCCUUGCAUCUCACCUUUAUUCCAGUCUACAUAAUUCUUUAAUUUAUACUCCAAUAAUCCCACUUUCCAUAGUUGAUCAUUUAAUAGUACUGCUAUGCCCUUAUCUCUGAUUCUUUUGGAUACACCCCAUGUAAUUUGGGUACACCCCAUGUAAUUCCAUUAAUUUCUCUCCACUGAAAUUCUCCUGCCUCUUUCAGCUUUGUUUCAGCUUCUAUUUUCAUAGCAUUUAUAAUAAAUUCUUAUCUCUAUGACUACACCCACUCUGUCAAGCAGCCUAAUUUAAAAAAAAACUUUUUAUAAUAUAUUUAACACACACACACACAUUUUUUUCAUUGUGGAUUUUUAGCAUAUAUUAAUACAUACAUAUAGUAAAUAUUCACCAUAUGUUGUGAAAAUUAAUAAAAAAAAAAUUAUGGGUUACAUCGUUAAUACAUCGUCCAUUUCCCACUAAGGCAGGGUUACCCAAAAAAGAAAACUCUCAUCAUUCACUCCAUUACUGUCUUGCUAGAGGCAUGCCUACACUAUAGUUAAAAAACUGCAACAUAUUAACACCCCACUCCUUCAGAGCACAGGCACUGUACUUCCCACCUCCAGGAUUCAUAUCUGGCUAACCAUUUUCUUGAAUACCUUCAUAAAUGUUGCUUUGCUAACACUCCAACAGCACAUCAAGUCAUAAAAACCAUUUGUCUCCACUCACUCCUAUCUAACACACUCAUGCACACUUGCUGGAAAUCCAAGCCCCUCACACAUAGAAACACCUUUACCCCUCCCUCCAACCUUUCCUAGGAUGACCUGUACCCUACCUUCUUUCCACUACAGAUUUAUGUGCCAUCUAAGUCAUUCUAUUUUGUUCCAGCCUCUCUAAAUGUCUAAACCACCUCAACAAUGCCUCCUUUGCCCUCUGGAUAAUAUUUUUAGAAUCCCCGCACCUCCUCCUAAUCUUCAAGCUAGAGAUUCUCUGCAUUAUGUUCACACUGCUUAGACGCUACAUCUCCUCUUCCUCCAGCUUUCUUGUUGCAACAUUUGCCACCCAUGCUGCACACUCUUCUUCUUUCAACAAACCAGCCGUAUCCCACCGAGGCAGGGUGGCCCAAAAAGAAAAACAGAAGUAUGCUGCACACUCUUAUAACAAUAUUAAUAUAGAUUAUGUUUACAUUACUGAUAACACUAUUGUGCUCAGCUCUCAGACCAGGUAGCUAGCCAGUCUUAACACUAGGAGGCCACUGCACUAUCCACUACUAUGCUGGUCUAACAAGAUUCAUCCAACUAGGUAUAUUUUUAUACCUUAGGAAGGUUAGCUGGGGGCUCCCUGUGAUCACAAUGUCAGAAUCUUUGCAGACUAAUCUCCUGCACUAAUUUGUCUACGAAAACCUUGCACUAGGAGGCCACACUUUCUCACCUAGUGCAUAGAAAUAUACUAGUUGGAUGACUUGCUAGAUUUGUAUGGUACAGUGGUUAGUGCAGUUUUAGAACUGCCUUGCCAUGGGUUUGAAUUCCAGCUGUUCUGAUACAUCAUGUCAUGUUGCAGUCCUGUAUUUAGUGCCAGUUAUAAAGAAUAAUAGUAAAUAUCAUGUGUAAGCAAAAGACUUCCUUGUGCAUGUUUAAAUGAUUAAAACCUGUAAACUGUUGCUUCAGUGUAAGGUUUUUUAUGGUUUUAUAAAUGGUUGUGGAAACAGCUUGCAUUGCUCUCAAACCAUUUGCAGUCUUGAGAAUUUAGCAGAUACUUGAAGGACAAAUGACUGCCCUCUUCAUUUUUACAUUUAAUGUGAGUAGCAUAGAACAUAUUUACAGUAAUUUAUGUAGAUGAGUAAUGAGAGCCUAUUUAUUUUGGGGAGCUAGACUAAUAGACAGUUCAGGUAUAUAUAUUUUGCUGUUUCUGGUCACUUUAAACUUCACUCUGUCUUUAAUAUUAGUGAAUUAUGUUACAUAAAUAACAAAAUGUCCCAUGCAUGUGUACUGGCUACUAGUUGGUGCAUCACAAAACAGACAAUAUCUGUCAAGACAAAGUUCAUAACUCUGAUUUAAAAUCUCCCAUAAUAUUACGAAUAGGAGAUCUUUUUUAAAAAGGUUUAGGAUUACCCCGGGUUACGUUUUCUUCUCAAGGAGAAAAAGGAGGGGGGUCUCCUUUUAUCAUAAUACAGUUAUUGAAACAAAUUCCUUGAUGUUUCGUUUAUAUCAAUCUUAAUCAAAAGGGGUAAAUCAAGACAAAGCUGUCUAUACUAUGUUAACUUCAAUGAACAUAUUUAUCUUCAUUCAGAAUAUACAAUAAAAGGUAUAUUCAAAUUCUUAUGAUUUGGGCCCAUUAAAUACUAAGCAAUUUCAAUGCUUAAAUAUACCAAGUUGAUAAUCUUUGUACAUACUAUUUAAAUUACUAUAUAUAUACUUCCUUACAGCUCAGAUAGAGGUGCCACUUUUCCAAUAACCAAGAAAGCACCAAUUUCCCAAGCUCGUCCUUGCAAACACUGUAAAAUAAUCCUCGAAUAGAUGAGUUGGUCUGUUUCCCCAUUCACAGGGUAGACGAGGAAGAGCCAAAGCUAAGUAGGACUGUUCUCAGAGCUUGCCCGAGAGAGACUGCCGGGAACAAGCCUCGUGAAUGACAGGUAAACAGAAGGCGCCAAAUCAUGACGUCAUAAACAACCCAACUCUUGGACAAAGUCGAGCUUGUU